Messenger RNA from Asparagus officinalis (garden asparagus), 2174 nucleotides. Its product is annotated as protein ROOT PRIMORDIUM DEFECTIVE 1. Gene Ontology annotation, molecular function: RNA binding. The transcript is spliced from 2 exons. The coding region runs from base 121 to 1431 and encodes 436 amino acids. NCBI's taxonomy places the organism in Eukaryota, Viridiplantae, Streptophyta, Magnoliopsida, Asparagales, Asparagaceae. The record is from RefSeq and is a predicted model, not a curated record.
UCCUUGCGACAAAGAGUGACCCAAAGCUUGAUCAUGGCGGAUUCCGGCGGCGGCGGCGGCGAAUCUUCUAGAUUCCGGUGAGUUCAGGUCUCAUUCACAAUCACUGCAAGCAAAAAAAAAAUGUUGUCUUUAUUUCGUGAUCCUCACAAGAUAAACCCACUUGGGUCAAUUUCAAUUUGCCCCAAAGUUGAUGGGUUUUUCUCUUUUGGUCCGUUUAACUCCAAUCUACAAAAAAGAUGGAAGAAACCUGUAGAUUCUGCUCAAACCCGGUUAGAGAACAGAACUAGAGACCUCAAACUUGACAAGCUCAUGCAUCAAAUGAAGAGAUUGAGAAUAAUCCUCAAAUUACAUGAACUAAUGUCAAAAGCUAAAGAUGGGUACACAUCUGUUCAAAUAGUUUCGAGGUGGAGGAACAUUGUUGGGAUUCACACGGGCGUCGGCGAUUUUCUGCGAAAAUAUCCGCAUGUGUUUGAGAUUUACAGACACCCAAGUCGGAAGAAUGUUUGUUGUAGAGUUUUGAAGGAUUUUAAUGAGUUGGUUAUGGAGGAAGCUAGGAUUGUAGAAGAAUCUAGCGAUGAGAUUGCUGAGAAGGUGAAGAAGCUGCUUAUGAUGUCGAAUCAAGGGUCGCUGCAUUUGCAUUCGUUGUGGCUUGUGAGAAGGGAAUUGGGCUUGCCCGAUGAUUUUAGGACUUCGAUUAUUGAUCGUUAUCCAGAUGAAUUUAGUGUGGUGUAUCCGGAUACAGUGGUUUUGGUUCGACGAGAUGAAAGCUUGGCUGAAGCCAAGGUAGAGAAGUGGAGGGAGAGAGAGUAUAUCGACAAAUGGUUAAGUGAAUAUGAAACAAAGUAUGCAUUCCCGAUUAAUUUUCCAACGGGUUUUAGAAUUGAGACAGGGUUUCGAGAGAAGCUCAAGAAUUGGCAAAGGCUUCCUUAUGUGAAGCCCUACGAGAAGAGGGAGGUGAUUCGUGUCAAAACUUGCGGCGGGACUGAGCGCUUUGAGAAACGUGCUGUGGGGAUUCUUCAUGAAUUUUUAAGCUUGACUGUGGAGAAGUUUGUUGAGGUUGAACGGUUGUCUCAUUUUAGGAGGGAUUUCAACAUGGAAGUCAAUAUGAGGGAGUUACUUCUUAAACAUCCUGGAAUUUUCUCUAUUUCUACGAAAGGUAGCACACAGACUGUUAUUCUUCGUGAGGCAUACUCGAAAGGUUGCUUGAUCGAGCCUAAUCCCAUAUAUGAAGUUCGUAGGAAAAUGUUAUAUCUAGUUUCAUUAGGAUCACUUUAUUCAAGACAAAUGGGCCAGUUAAAUGAGCUCGAGGAAAGGUACAAGAAAGAAAGUAGCUGUGAAUUGGUUGAUGGUCCAUGCGACGGAGAUUGGGAUAUUUUACAAAAUUCUGACGAACAGCUUGAUGAUAUUAAUGAAAUCUCGAGGGAUCCAUGAGGAGGGUUAAGAGAUAAUUGCGGAUAGACCCCCUGUAGUAUCAUUUUUUAAACUUACUACCACUCUAGUUUUGUUAUUGCAAAUAGAGCCCCCUGAGUGAGAAACUAUUUACUCUUUUACCUUUAGAGGGUCUAUUUGUCAACAACAAUUUUCUCUUUCUUUGAGGGUACAAGUGUAAAAAAUAUUCUCUCAGGAGUCUAUGUGCCAUAACUAAACAACAAGGGCAGUAAGUUCAAAAUAACAGUACUGCAGGAGGUCUAUCCGCAAUUAACCCUUAAUAGAUACAGGGGAGGUAGGUAUGAUAUUGGAAAUUAAAAGUACAUGAGCAUGUGAAGUCUGUGUCUGAUAGAAGGAGAUACAUGGGCCAUCAAGCUAUGCUUAUGAGUUCAUCUAAUACAUUCAAAUCCCUUGUUUGUGGGUUGAUUCGGUUGGACUGAGGAGUUGAUCAUUCUCACAACGCACAGUUUUGGAGGUCUCUCUUCGAUAAUUUUCCGGAACUCUCUGCCUUAAUGAGAACAACCGGCAAAAGAAGAGGAAGCCGAGGAAAAACCGACUGCAAUAUAUUAUGAGGAAACCUAAGCUUAAUCAUAUGAAUGUGAACGUGCAAGUGUUUGCAACUCCUAUUGAUGUCAUACUAUGGCCAUGUUCAGAGGAAGUUCUUUAUGUAUUAAGUUAGCAAGACAUAAAUGGAUGCAUUGUAAAGAUUGAAUCUCAAGGAAUGAAAAUUUUCUUGUUGGCAUGAA